This is a messenger RNA of Pomacea canaliculata, 5868 nucleotides long. RefSeq names its product solute carrier family 22 member 4-like. Gene Ontology annotation, molecular function: transmembrane transporter activity. Lineage: Eukaryota; Metazoa; Mollusca; Gastropoda; Architaenioglossa; Ampullariidae. Gene Ontology annotation, biological process: transmembrane transport. Bases 1058 to 3241 code for a protein of 727 amino acids. The transcript has 9 exons. Gene Ontology annotation, cellular component: membrane. The record is from RefSeq and is a predicted model, not a curated record.
UGCUAGAACAGUUAGGAUUGUUGGUCCUGGGUUCACAUAUCGACCCUAGCACAUGUCAUUUAUUUCAACACCUGGCACCUGUUAGUCCAGCUCGUCGUCAUAUUGUCUGACUAAGCACCACUGCCAACAGCUUUCCUCUGUCUAAACAUCCUUUUGAACGCUAUCCCUGAAAUCUGUUGUUUAAACUAUGACAAUAGAAAACUUUUACUUGACAGUUUGCUACAAUAUCCAAACAUGGUAACAUAUUGGACUUCCAGGCUGAGAAGGUCCUUCAGGAAAAGUGACCGCUGGCGUCCAUCAGGCGAUUUGAAUAACCAGGCAGAAGGUAACUCCCAUUGGAGAGUUAAAGGCCAACAUGAGUCAAACAUGGAAUUAAUUUACUAAGUAAAGCUUUCAGUUUGUUAUAAAAAAAAUGUUAAAAAAAUGAAAGAAAAAAGGAAAAGAAAAUCUCACGAGGGCUGACCUAAAUUCUAACUUCUGAAGUCACUAAAGACCAAGAAAUUUUUAACCACCAAGCCUCGUUUUGUAAUAAUAUGAAUAUGGAAGAACCCAAACAGGUGAAAAAAGUGAGAUUUUUAUAGGAUGAUGAGAUCGCGUAUGCUCAAAUUUGGAGAAUGAAUAUUUUUAAAUGAAGUAAAUAGUUAAAAUUUUAACUUUGCAAUGGGGUUAACCUUUAAGUGCGUGCAAGCUUCCGGCGCGGGCCAGCCAGCACUGGGUGUGGGAUGCUCUCGCCAGGCGGCGCCGCGGCGUGGCUGGCAACGCAGUGCACCAGACGGUGCUGCACGGCAAGUUUCCCUCUCGUGCUCCCUCCGUACACCAAAUCACUCGUUUUACACCAAAUGUGCUGGUUACUCGAGAGCUCAGCUGAUACAACACCAUCGAUCCCUGUACCAUGUAUCACACACAGGAUACCGUGAAACACAAGCCGCUUCUUGUCAUGGGGAUGCGGUGCUGUGAACGUGUUUGCGAUAUGAAUUGUCAUUAUUGAGAGGUUGCCGAGUCGAAAACUGAGGAGAGAGAGAGAAAGUAGCCAUUCACUGGGACCUGGGCUCUUGGGAUGGAGGAUGGAAGCGCAGCCCCAGUGGAGCUGAUCCUGGUGCAGAGCAGGGGCCUGGGUUUCUACCAAAAGCGUUUGUUCAUCUGUACGUGCUUCCUGCAAGCUUUGACCGUGUCGGCCCUCGUCUACGCCUCCCAAUGCCAUCUGGAUUUUGCUCCUCCCGCGCCACCUCUGGCCACCAAUGGAGAGUCGUCUGCGCGACCGAGAUGCGGUGAGAAGGAGACGGUGACGAAGGACCCUCCUCGUCCUUCGAAAUCGUCCGACAAAGCUUCUUUCCCGGCAGACCACGUUUCCGAUCGUCUGUUGAUUGUGUCGUCACCCACCACCUUGACAUUGAGCUUAAGUGAUGUUUCGACGGAAACUUUCGGGGAUGUAACCAGCUCCUUUGGCAGAAGGAUCAGGUCUAUCCGAACGGAAUGGGGGGAAACAUAUUCUACGGGCACUUUUGUGACACAGACUAGUCUCACAGACAGGUCACCUAGCAACAGCAAAGACAUCGAACCCUCUGCUGCUGGUCGGGACUCAACGGAGGCAUCUGCUCAAUCUUACACCGUCUUUCCUUCGCAAAAGUGGAAUGUCGAGUCAUGGACGACAAGUCGCUUUCGGCACGUUGAUGACGACGAUGUGUUUGGUGAGAAUUUACGUGAAGGAUUACGUGCUUCUUCCGCGACGCCACCGCACAGCUCUGUCGGCGCCAAUACCCAAACUCUCGUGUCUGCUGGUGCCACCCAGGCCAUCCCUCUUGCUGAUGUUGUAUCAACGGAACGUGCGGGAACGAACACGUCUCCCCGUGAUUUACCGGAAGCAGUCUCCGACACCGGCGGGGGCAGAAAGAACACAGUCUCGCGAGAGCCCACGACAACAUGCGCCGCCGACGUCGAGGAAAAAAGCCCGAUGUACUUUACUUUGACUUAUCUUCCAGUCGACGAGUGGCUGAGGGACAUUGAUCGCCAGAAGCUGGCCCAGUACAGUACCUACUGCCAGACGUUCGGAGCCAUGCUGGGUGCGGCGCUGGGAGCCAUGGGAGCGGACAUAGCAGGGAGGAGGAGACCACUGUACAUAUAUUUCCCUUUGAUGCUUAUAGCACAGGCUCUGUCGGGCUUCGCCAUCUCUUGGACCAUGCUGGCAGCAUCGCGAUUUCUGGUUGGUUUGUUUGCAGGAGCAUGCGCAGUAGUAAGCGUGGUGUUUCCGCUGGAGUUCGUGGGCCCCGAAGGGCGAGAUGUCUGUUUGUGUUCAGGGCUCUGGGUCGCCGGUGUUGUGUUUAUCUCCCUGGAACUUCUCAUUACACGACACUGGCGUUACCUUGCCUUUAUUUCCGGCGGCGUUGGCAUUCCCUUAAUUGGUACAUAUUUUGUUGCGUCCGAGAGCGCCCGCUGGCUGAUGUGCCAUCAGAGGUUCACAGAAGCCGAGAUGACGCUGAAGGAAAUCAUUUCUUGUAAUGCGUCCACCGUGCCGGACUUUCUGUCGCUGUUCGACAAGUCACGUGCCUGCGUGGUGACCAACAUGCACAACAAGCGGUACACGUUUCUUGACCUGUUUUACUCCCUGGAGACUACAAAGUGGACACUGGCACUUACGUACGCAUGUUUAGUGGCAUCGUCUGUCUACUUUUGUCUUCUUGCCAAGGUCAAAGACAUGACUGGCAACAUCUACGUCGACGUCUCAUUGCCGUUUGUCAUCGAUUUGCCAUUAGGCUGGUCUGCCGUCGUUGUGAACAGAUGCCUCGGCCGGCGGUGGUGUCUGUUUCUCUACGCCGUGGCGUCGGGGCUGGCGUUGAUGUCCGUGGUGGUGCUGCACUUUACAGGUAACCUGGCCCAGAUGCCCAGCAUGCUCACUGGCAUGGCCGUCUUCGGCAAGAUAGGCGUCACCGCCUCGCUCUGCCUCGUCUUCGUCAUUGCCGUGGAGAUGUACCCUACAGUCGUCAGGUGUAUGGGCGUCGGUGUAUGUGCUGUGGCGGUUACAGGCGGCUCUUUACUUGCUGAAACGUUUGUUUUUCUUGAGGCCUACCACUAUACCGUGCCUUUCGUCGUGUUUGGCGCCAUGAUGGCGAGUGUAGGUUUCGCAGGACUCCUGUUUCCAGAAACACUAUAUCGCCCUCUGCCAAACAUCCUGCCCUGCCGGCACCGGACCAUCCCUUUGCAGGAGGGCGUACGACUCGUCACCAAUCCCUGGGACGUCCUCUGACCUCAAGCUCAACAUCGAACUCGUGAACGUUCCCCUUGCUGGAGGUCUCUUGCGCUACCUGUAGGGAUAUUAGGAGAGAUGGAACAGAAUGUGUGUGUGUGUGUUCGUUCUUCAUCCUGUGACUAAGCAGUCAUCGUCAUCAGGACUUCUCUUACAGACAAUUCAACAACGACGUUGCUGAAGAUGAAUUGCCGCUCUUUGUAGUAUGUUGACCAUUUGACUAAUUUCCUAAUUAAAGCAUACAGGUUGGCGACUUUUUAAACCACAAGAUCUUUCAACAAAGCCAUUCUGAUACUCACCUGCAAGUUUUUAUCACUUCUAAACUGUUUUUUUUUUUUCACUGUGUAAAUCCAGUCACACCACCAGACUUAACAGUAGCGUUGAAGCACUUCUUCUUAUAUAUCCGUUAGUAAUCUGCUGAAAGAGUUUACAUUUAAGGCGCUAGGGGAAGACUGACGGUUACCGUCAUGCAGGAAGAAUCAGGAACAGAUGAACGUCUUGCCUUCUUUUGCCCUCCCCCACCUCCAAAAAUGGUAUAAAGGGUCUUAUAGCAAAUCAAGGAUGCCAGAAUAUAAAUGGCUGCUCUUUUUGUGGUGGUUCAUCAUGAGAUGUCAAAAGUUUUUCCGUCAUGUCGAAAAUAUUCUAGGUAUAAUGCUUUCAAAUAGCGACUUAACAAUCCCACAUUUUCUUUUCUUGCUACCUUUAUAUAUACAUAUAUGAGCCUACAUUUCUAAGUUUUUUGUCACCUUAAAAGAUUGCACAUUCUAGCUCGACAUGAAUAUGGGCGUUCUAGUUUUCAAGUUCUUUUAAAUCUGCACUAUAUCUUGUAUGUCACCUAUCUUGUAUUGCUCUUUUCCUUGUCGGUCAUCCAUCAUUCCUGUGUCAUGUUUCAAAGCCAUAGUGUGUUCUUUUGGGGGAUUCUAUUUUUUGUUUUGCUCUUUGUCUGCUGCUCUUUCCACAAAAUAUUGAUGCUGCUGUGUUAAUUUCUAAUACUACAGUAUAACAAAAAUUUGGAAAAUACAUGACAAAAUAUUUCAAGAUAAUAUUUCUGGAGCUCUUCCUUACACACAUCAACAGAGCUUCAAUAGUUGUGAUUGAAGUCAAUUAACUAGUUCAUCUGCUCUUCUGUCUCUGCAGAUUUAUGGCACUUCCUUUUCAUUGUUUGUUCCCCGAUUCCUCUUUGUGACAUGUUUCUGUCUUUUAUUACUUAUUUGCUUAGUUGUUUCUCCCUCCGUCGUCUUUCGUAUUCUGUCCAUGUCUUCUACUGAGAGCAUAUGUUCCUCCAUGAGCGUGAUUAUGUGCUAUGUAAAUCAUAGAUGAUGAUGAUGAUGAGGAGGAUUAUUAUUAUAGACUGAGCUUUUACCUAUACACCAGCGAUUCUCUCGAUAUCAUUUUUGGGGGGAUGGGGUGAAUCUCUAGCCAUUUUUCCUUCAUUUAAAACGAAUUUGUCAAGAAAUGAAGCUGAAUAGAAAAUGCCAACCAGUCACAUAAUAUUUAUCUGAAACCGUAGUGGAAUGCUGGUACUUGAAGACAUGUCAGCAGUAUAUAUAUACUGUAUAUGUACGAGUUGUGUCUGAAAAGUAACGGCACUGGUGUGACAAUUUAACUCCAAACAACAGACUACAUGGUUUUCCCUUCGAAGUAAUCCCCCAUCGGGUCUAAUGUAUUUUUAGAUUUUCUCUGCCAUGCUUCAAUGCACUGCGGGAAGGAUUCACCAGGGAUACCCCUUCACGGCCCUCUUGAUGGCCUCCACGCCUCAAACGGGUUCCCUUGAUGAUAGCCUUGAGUUUGGGAAGAAGAAAAGUAACAUGGAACAAGAUCAGGUGAAUAGGGAGCAUGGACCUUUAUAAAUUUUGUUGUGCAUAAUGUAUAUUUACAUCAGCAUCACAAAACUGCUGUAUUUCAUGUUAAUUUUAAGGUUGUUUAUAGCGUAAGAGGAAAAUGUCAAGAUGAUCGGGAUUUCAAGUAUAUUCUUUGAACUUCCUUAUGCCUCUGUAAACUGGUGAAACCGAAAUAUGCCUGCAAGUAUGCCAGAUUUUCCCCUAGAUAAUGUACCAGCAUUGUAGGCCGUUAUAUUUUUGCUACUGGCCUUCUGAUAGUUAUAGUCUUCUCACUGUAUUUCAUCAUAUUUACCAUCCAUUGACAUCAAUGAGGACCACGAUGAUUAAACAGUCCGUUACUAUCAUUUUCACAGAAGCGCUUGUGUGAGUGAUGUACCAAAUCGACGUUUGAUAAGAUCUUACUCUACAUUUGUUAACAAAAGGCAUCUGAUGAUUUUUGUUGUUCAUUUCAAUUACCAAUCUGCACAACACUUUCUAUACAUUGAACAUGCUAUUACUAUAUAAAACCUUACAUACUGUUAAAGCAAUACAAACUGUCAUCUUCCAUUGAGCUGCUGCAUUGAUAACCAUGUUUUAAAAACUGUUGAGCUGGUUUAGGCUUUGCAGGUAACCAGUACUCCAGGAAAUCCGCUAAGCACAAGGUCGAAAUAAGAGAUGUGCCAUAAAAUAUUGUCGCAUUGACAGAAGACUAUGUAUUACUAGUUACUUGCAUUGUUACUAAAUUGUUCAUAUUAUGGCGCUAAAUGACGCAAGCAUCAGUUUAUUAAACUGUCACUCAGAACUCCA